UUUCCGCGUUCACGACGGCCGAGCUGUUAUCAAUGACUCUCCAUGGGUGUGCAGGGCUUUACCUAAUGCAUCAUAUCUGUGUCUAUCAUUCUCUCCUCCGGCCGUGGCUGCUGUCUCCGCGCUGACUGAAUGAAGCUGUAACCAUCUGAGGUCCUCCUCCUCCUCCUCCUCCUCCUCCUUCUUCUCCUCCUCCGCCGCCUCUUAUUCUCCAUUGAGCCUGUCGUCGACCAGCGCGGUCGAGCUGGGGGGGAAUCCGGGGAAAGGGAGCCGCGGCGCCGCGCACCGGCCGACGGACGCCCCGCCGCGACGCGCCACCAACAUGCUCACCCGGGUCAAGUCCGCAGUGGCCGGGUUCAUGGGUGGGAUCAUGGCCGGGGGCAGCUCCGGCGGAGGCAACCCUGGUUCCGAGCUGCCGCUGAGAUUCCCAUAUAUGAGACCUGAGUUCCUUGGACUGUCCCCGGAUGAGAUCGAGUGCUCCGCGGACCACAUAGCCCGGCCCAUCCUCAUCCUGAAGGAAACAAGGAGAUUACCGUGGGCCACCGGAUACGCUGAGGUGAUUAAUGCUGGUAAGAGUGCGCUGAACGAGGACCAGGCCUGCUGCGAGGUGGUCGUAGCGAGAAGGAGGCCAAUGAGCUACUGCCCUCCCUCCACGCCCAGCAAGACCCCCACGGCAAAGAGACGCAACUCCCUGCCCAACGGAGAGGGCCUGGGGCUCCGUAUGGAGCACAGCAAGCUCGGCGAGGACAGUGAAGGACUGGUGUUCCACUACUGGGCCUUGUUCGAUGGCCACGCCGGUUCAGGUGCAGCAGUCGUCGCCUCCCGCCUACUGCAGCACCACAUCGCCUGCCAGCUCCAGGCCGUCAUCGAGAUCUUACGCAACUUAUCCUCCUUGCCCCCGACUGUUCUGGGCGAGGAGCCCGAAAACAACCCCUACCUCCAGGGAAACACCCCAGGCCCUCACCGAGCCCUGACCCGAGCCGCUUCCCUGCGGGGGGCCGCAGGUGCGCCAGGCUCCCCGUGCAACACCCCACCUCCACCUCGCUUCUUUACCGAGAAGAAGAUCCAGCACGAGAGCUUGGUGAUAGGAGCCAUAGAGAACGCCUUCAAAGAGAUGGAUGCCCAGAUUGAGAGGGAGAAGCAAGUCUACAACAUCACAGGAGGGUGCACAGCUCUCACCGUGGUUUACCUGCUAGGGAAGCUAUAUGUUGGGAACGCAGGUGACAGCAGGGCCAUCAUUAUCAGAAACAAUGAGAUCAUCCCCAUGUCGACAGAGUUCACACCAGAAUCAGAGCGACAGCGACUGCAGUUCCUGGGUUUUAUGCAGCCUCACCUGUUAGGAAAUGAGUUCACGCACCUGGAAUUUCCCCGGAGAGUUCAGAGGAAGGAGGUGGGCAAGAGGAUGCUCUACAGAGAUUUCACCAUGAAUGGAUGGGCAUACAAGACCAUUGAGGAUGAAGAUCUCAAGUUUCCACUCAUAUAUGGGGAAGGGAAAAAGGCACGAGUGUUGGCCACCAUCGGUGUGACCCGUGGGCUCGGUGACCAUGACCUCAAAGUUCACGACUCCAACAUCUACAUCAAGCCGUUCCUGUCAUGUUGCCCUGAGGUUAAGGUAUAUAACCUGACGCAGUAUGAGCAUGGGGCCGAUGAUGUUCUGGUAAUGGCAACCGAUGGCCUCUGGGACGUCCUCUCCAACCAGGAAGUAGCCGAAGCCGUCACCACAUUCCUAGCCAACUGUGACCCUGAUGACCUACACAGGUACACAAUGGCAGCACAAGACCUGGUGAUGCGAGCGCGUGGCGUGCUGAGGGACAGAGGCUGGAGGAUCACCAAUGAGCGUCUGGGCUCCGGAGAUGACAUCUCAGCCUUCAUCAUACCGCUGAUGUAUGGCAACCGUCAGCCCUGAGGAGCCUGAGGACAAAAGAUGCUGCGGUUCAAUUACCUGAAGGGCUCGUAGGCUCUUAAACCAACAGGACUGAUUUAAAUUGCGAAUCCCCAUUCAGUUUUCCUCAGUGCCGUUUGCACAUUUAUUUUUCUUUCUUAGACCAAGGAUAUCCUAACGUUUGGAUAUUUAGAUUUGUCGGUGUUUCAUAUCUCUAUAGGAGUUCGGGUGAGGGGGACAUGAUCGUCAGCUCUGCUUUUUAAUCCAUUUUUGAAAGCCUCAAAAGUCAGAAAAACAUAAAAAUUUCGACACAUGCUAAUUUGAUUGAAUAUGUGUCAUGAAAAAAAUUGUCAAGAAAUAAUUUGGCCUGUUUAAAGUGAUGGAGGAAAAACCUUGACUGCCCCCAACUUCUGCAGAGAUAUGAAAGCUGAAAAAGACGCUCGUCCAAAGCGAAGAAAAGACCUCUUUUCUUUCUGUUCUUACCUCUCUUGCAGUGCUACAUCACCCCCCUUCCUUCUCUUUUAGUCCUCUCCUCUUCUCCUAUACUGUACAGUCAACUUGUUUAUAAAAGAAGAAAACCCUCCUCCUUCUCGUGACCAUGGACCGAGCUGAAGGGUCAGCUGCACUUUCUGUUUUGCCACAGUGUGGCUUCGAAGGAUUCACUUGCUGAAGAACUGCUUCCAGAUUGAGACUGAUUGAAGCCAUGAGAUUUUGAACCCGUGUUGCUGUUCCCAUUUUGAGCAUCUUGUUGUCAUGUUCGGAGGCUUGCAGGUGGUAAGAGCCCAGGAGGCCUGAAAUCUUUUGUCGCAUAGAAAGUUGGCCGGUGUUUGACUGUUUCACGUGCAAUCACUUAUCAUGUUUCUGAGAAUGUGGAUGCAAAAGAAAGGAGACAAGGACCUGAAGUUGAACACAACACAGUAGCAGGACAAAUCGGUAGUCAGUUUUACUGUAGGAGACAUUUGGACUUGUCAAAGUAGGAAAAGCACAGGUGUAGUUAAUGAAUUUAAUGAUGGCUGAAUUCCAUCUAGCUGCUUUGAUUUCAGGUUCCUGAUAUCGUGCAUGCUGGCUCACUGGAAAACUUGAAUAGAAGAGAGCUAUCAGUGAUAUUAUGCUGCAAUCCAUUGCAAGUCUGGUGUUGAUAAUUCUCUAUAAUUUUGAGUCAUUAUUUCCGACUUCCGAUCUUAAUGCGUCCCAGUGCAUCCCCAUGGGAAAACAUGGACACCCACAGUAAACUGAUGUCUGUAUGGCAAGUCUCUGAGCUGCACAAGCAUCUACAGAGGACCUACAUCAAUUACCACAGUGCUAUUAGCAAAGGGAAACGGUGCAUAAAACUCAUUCAGAUAAUGUUUACACAGCUCAAAAUUGUGUAAACGUGGGUGCUGAGUAUAAUAGUGUGAACCACUACAGCCAAUACAGAAUGACGUGUGCAUUUGUUUUGUGUGGACAGAGACGGAGCUAUGCCUGCUAGCAAAAACCUCUAUCAAGCACAUAUCAACUGACUACGGCAGCUACAAUGUUGUUACAUAACGUUUCACAACACAAACCAUGUUGAGGUGAUGUCAGGUGUAUUUAUGUUGGCAAACUCAGGCUUGAUUGAUCUUGCCCGAGUUUUGGACUUAACGUUACAUGACUGUUCCAUUGCACUUUAAGUUCCCAGUAAAAUGGAUUGCAGCAUCAGUAACGUUAACACCUGUGCUUUUUCGAUAAUGACAAGUCAAAAUGUCUGCCUUGAGAAAGGCCUAUUAGCAGUCGUGGUUAUGGGGUUUUAACUUGGCUAGAUGUUUCACGAACUGACAGGUUUGUGAAACAUUCAUUCUUUAUCACUUAGGGAAAUAAACUUGCUUUUUUAGCUGAGAGUUAGAUGAGAAGACCAAUACUAUCAUUACUAUCUGUGCGUUUGGGGACCGUUAGCUUAGAUAGCUAACAACUUGAAGCGGGGGGAAAUACCUCAUGCCUCUUCCCAAAGGUUAAAGAGUUCUGAAAACCUUAAAAUUAACAUAUAACAGGGGCUGGAAAUACACUACACUUUGUUUUUUGUUUUAUUCAAGAAAAGAAAUAUUAAAUGUUUGCUUGUUAGCUUCAUAGGUUCUGUAAGGCGUCAUUGGACAGAGCCAAGCUAGCUCUGUUUGCUAUUUUUGCUGAGAGCUAGAUGAGAAGAUCGAUACUAUCUGUGCGUUUGGAGACCGUUAGCUUAGCUUAGCUAACGACUUAAAGCAGGGGGAAAUAGCUAGCAUGGCUCUCUCUAAAGGUAAAAGUGCUCUCAAAACCUUAAAAUUAACAUAUAACAGGGGCUGGAAAUACACUACAUUUUGUUUUUUGUUUUAUUCAAGAAAAGAAAUAUUAAAUGUUUGCUUGUUAGCGUCAUAGGUUCUGUAAGGUGUCAUUGGACAGAGCCAAGCUAGCUCUGUUUGCUAUUUUUGCUGAGAGCUAGAUUAGAAGAUCAAUACUAUCAUUACCAUCUGUGCAUUUGGGGACCAUUAGCUUAGAUAGCUAACAACUUGAAGCAGGGGGAAAUACCUCAUGCCUCUUCCCAAAGGUUAAAGACUUCUCAAAACCUUAAAA
Molecule: messenger RNA, 4441 nt
Organism: Epinephelus moara (kelp grouper)
Lineage: Eukaryota; Metazoa; Chordata; Actinopteri; Perciformes; Serranidae
Product: protein phosphatase 1H-like
Exons: 10
Coding region: 320-1903 (527 amino acids)
Biological process (GO): protein dephosphorylation
Molecular function (GO): protein serine/threonine phosphatase activity
Source: RefSeq, a predicted model, not a curated record